Messenger RNA from Rhinichthys klamathensis goyatoka, 1159 nucleotides. RefSeq names its product 3-hydroxyanthranilate 3,4-dioxygenase (gene haao). Gene Ontology annotation, cellular component: cytoplasm. NCBI's taxonomy places the organism in Eukaryota, Metazoa, Chordata, Actinopteri, Cypriniformes, Leuciscidae. The record is from RefSeq and is a predicted model, not a curated record. The transcript is spliced from 10 exons. Gene Ontology annotation, biological process: quinolinate metabolic process; 'de novo' NAD+ biosynthetic process from L-tryptophan. Bases 86 to 967 code for a protein of 293 amino acids. Gene Ontology annotation, molecular function: 3-hydroxyanthranilate 3,4-dioxygenase activity; iron ion binding.
GUAGUGAUCCACUGCUCAAAAAGUUGCUGCCUACCCAGACAGAUUAAUUCAAGCAUCUUGCUGUAUUCCCAAAUUAGAGAGAAAAAUGACCAACCAAUCUCUUCAUGUAAACAUUGACAAAUGGAUUGCUGAGAAUGAAAGUUCAUUUUCACCACCUGUUUGCAACAAAUUAAUGUUCUUUUAUCAGUUGAAUAUUAUGUAUGUUGGUGGUCCAAACGUGAGAAAGGAUUAUCACAUUGAGGAAGGGGAAGAGCUCUUUUACCAGGUGAGGGGUGACAUGGUUUUGAAAGUGAUAGAAAACGGCAAGCAUAAAGAAGUACAUAUUCGAGAAGGAGAGAUGUUCCUGCUUCCAGCACGGAUUCCCCACUCCCCUCAGAGACAGGCAAACACAGUAGGGCUGGUGGUGGAGAGGAGGAGGCUUCGUUCAGAGACAGAUGGCCUCAGGUACUUUGUGGUUAAUAGUACAGAUGUCUUGUUUGAACGUUGGUUUUACUGUCAAAACCUUGGAACUCAACUAGUUCCCAUCAUCAAAGAGUUUAUGGAUUCCAAACAGCAUAAAACAGGAAAACCUGAUCCAGCUGAACCCACCAAGCCAGCCCCAUACCCACUUAACACUAUGGAUGUGAUGACACCGUUCUGCUUCAGAGAGUGGGUGGAAAAGCAGAAGCCUGCCUUGGCCUAUAGUCAGUCGGUUGAUAUGUUUGGAGCAAAGUUUGAGACUGAGACACUACUCUUUGGUCCUGGGAUAUCUGAACCCUCUAGAAGACGAACUGAUGGCUGGAUUUGGCAGCUGGAGGGGUCCUCCAAUGUCUUCAUGAAUGGCAAGGAGUACAUCCUGUCUGCAGGGGAUUGUCUUCUUAUUUUUGGAGAGACAGAGUAUCAGUGGAAACGGUCACAGGAUUGUGUUGCUUUGUAUGUUGCCCAAGACCCAGACAGGAAGAGACCAUUCCGAGAAACGAGUAAUUAGAUCACUUGUUUAGGGCAAAAUGUAUGAACUUUAAAACUUCAUAUUCUUUCCAAUGUACAGCUUUUAUUGUAAACACUUCUGUAUCCACCACGGUAUCAUAAUCACAAUAAUCAUCAUAUUCAUACAUUAGACAAAUAAACAUACAUUCCUUGUAUUAAGCCUUAAAUAAUAAUAAAAAUCUUAAGAAACAUC